Messenger RNA from Colletotrichum graminicola M1.001, 462 nucleotides. RefSeq lists its product as uncharacterized. The transcript has a single exon. The record is from RefSeq and is a predicted model, not a curated record. The coding region runs from base 1 to 462 and encodes 153 amino acids. Lineage: Eukaryota; Fungi; Ascomycota; Sordariomycetes; Glomerellales; Glomerellaceae.
AUGGAUCGCUAUGUCGAAGCUCCGGCUUUCGUUCCUUUGAUGGCCAAUACGCUCGGUACGGUGGCUACCUCUUCCGAUGAUUCAUCACGAAGCCAGCCACCGUUCGGAACUCGUCGCCAAGGAUCAGACGUUCUCUGCCCUGAAGCACUGCCAUCGCCUCUUCGGUCCUCGUUGAGCAUAGGGUGUGCGAGUCCAAGAGGUGGUAUGGACACCGACAUGAAGCAAAAGCAUGGAUGGCCGGCAUUCACAUUGCCAAACUCCUUGGAGCACCUCUACGCCGAGAAAGCAUAUCUGACGUGGUCACUGGAGAACCAAAGAGACCGAGAAGCGGGUCUUAUGAGGAAGUUAUCUAUGCUUCAGGAGAUGUUCGACGACGGGCUGGCUUCCGAUGAGCAGCGUCAGUCGAGGAAGAGGGCCGCUUUGCUGAAGAGCAGAAUCACGGAGGUCGCGGGACAAAAGUAG